AUUUUUGCUCACUACAACAAAGCUCCCUUAAAACACUUUCCCCUCAAAACAACUCUCAGCAAUGGCAACUCGUCCACUCGUUCUUCUCUCCACCACAAGAGCGACCCUUCAUCUCCUUCUUCAAUCUCCAAAGAGAUCCUUCACUUCGUUUUUAUCAUCUCCCGCCGUGAGAAGCUCCAGUUCGAGAUGCGUAAGCGCCGUUUUGUCUCGUGGAGAGUCUACCACGCCGUCGUUGAUUUACGGCAACGGAGUUUUCAGGGCUUCUGGGUUUGGUGCUGUUGACAUUCGCAGCCGGAAUCUGAGUACUAGAUCCUCUCAAAUCAACGAUGCUGGGUCGAUUGAUCAAACCCUUAUGCAAUCCAUGGAGCAAAAGAUCAAAGAACAAUUGAAUGCAGAGUCUGUUUCUGUCAUGGAUAUGUCUGGAGAUGGUCGCCACGUUUGCAUCAAUGUGGUAUCAUCGGCUUUUGAGGGACAAUCUGCAGUGAACAGACAAAGGAUGGUCUACAAAGCCAUUUGGGAGGAGCUUCAGAACGUAGUUCAUGCCGUUGAUCAAAUGACAACAAAGACUCCUUCCGAAGUUUGAAGCUUCAAGUUUUUAAUGUCACGAAGCCAAAUCUAUUAUUUGAACAGCGGACAAAGCUGUUUUGUUUUAUCAAAAACAAAUUUGGAUGUUUAUUUUUGUUGUUGAUGUUGGUGUGUUA
This is a messenger RNA of Brassica oleracea var. oleracea, 701 nucleotides long. Its product is annotated as protein BOLA4, chloroplastic/mitochondrial. The transcript has 4 exons. Lineage: Eukaryota; Viridiplantae; Streptophyta; Magnoliopsida; Brassicales; Brassicaceae. Bases 62 to 583 code for a protein of 173 amino acids. The record is from RefSeq and is a predicted model, not a curated record.